Molecule: messenger RNA, 893 nt
Organism: Sceloporus undulatus (fence lizard)
Lineage: Eukaryota; Metazoa; Chordata; Lepidosauria; Squamata; Phrynosomatidae
Gene: CALB2
Product: calbindin 2
Exons: 11
Coding region: 78-893 (271 amino acids)
Biological process (GO): regulation of long-term synaptic potentiation; regulation of presynaptic cytosolic calcium ion concentration
Cellular component (GO): dendrite; terminal bouton; nucleus
Molecular function (GO): calcium ion binding
Source: RefSeq, a predicted model, not a curated record
AGAAGGAGGAGGCAGACCAGGAGCCCCAGCAUCAUCCUCAGCAUCCUCCUCCUCUUCCUCUCUCGCCUUGUGGCCCGAUGGCCGCGAAGAAGAGCCCCCCGGCUUACCUGCACCUGGCCGAGGUCACCGCCUCCCAGUUCCUGGACAUUUGGAAGCACUACGACGCCGAUGGGAAUGGCUACAUCGAAGGCAAAGAACUAGAGAACUUCUUCCGAGAGCUGGAGCGCGCCAGGAAGGGGGCUGGCAUGGAGUCCAAAAUUCCCAACUUUGCCGAGAAGAUGCAGGAGUUCAUGCGGAAAUAUGACAAAAACGCCGAUGGGAAAAUUGAGAUGUCUGAGCUGGCGCAGAUCCUUCCCACCGAGGAGAACUUCCUUCUGUGCUUCCGGCAGCAUGUCAGCUCCAGUGCCGAGUUCAUGGAGGCCUGGCGGAAAUAUGAUACGGAUCGCAGCGGUUACAUAGAAGCCAAUGAGCUCCAGGGAUUUCUGUCAGACUUGCUAGAGAAGGCCAACAGACCCUACGAGGAACCAAAACUGAAAGAAUAUACGCAGACCAUCCUACGGAUGUUUGACCUGAAUGGAGACGGAAAGCUGUGCCUGUCGGAAAUGUCACGACUGCUUCCGGUGCAAGAGAACUUCCUCUUGAAAUUCCAGGGAAUGAAGCUAGAUUCAGAGGAAUUCAAUGCUAUCUUUGCUUUCUACGACAAGGACGGGAAUGGCUUCAUUGAUGAGAAUGAGCUGGAUGCCCUCCUCAAAGAUCUGUAUGAAAAGACCAAGAAGGAAAUGGGAAUCCAGCAGCUCACCCAGUACAGGAAGAGUAUCAUGAAUCUCUCCGAUGGAGGAAAGCUUUACCGCAAGGAGCUGGAAAUCGUCCUCUGCAAUGAGCCCCCGCUGUGA